Homarus americanus (American lobster) is the source of this 3200-nucleotide messenger RNA. RefSeq names its product DNA methyltransferase 1-associated protein 1-like (gene DMAP1). Gene Ontology annotation, biological process: negative regulation of transcription by RNA polymerase II; chromatin remodeling; DNA repair. The record is from RefSeq and is a predicted model, not a curated record. Lineage: Eukaryota; Metazoa; Arthropoda; Malacostraca; Decapoda; Nephropidae. The coding region runs from base 156 to 1514 and encodes 452 amino acids. Gene Ontology annotation, cellular component: nucleus; Swr1 complex; NuA4 histone acetyltransferase complex. Gene Ontology annotation, molecular function: transcription corepressor activity. The transcript is spliced from 11 exons.
GUUGUAAACAAACAGUGCAGCUGUGUCAGGUCACCCAGUGAGAGGUGUUGACGAGAGGUGUUGAUGAGAGGUGUUAUCACUGAAACAAGGUGGUCCUCUCACCCCUGACAGUGUAACGGGUCACUUGUUAUAGUGAGUCUCACACAAAGAACAAGAUGGCGGACGUACGAGACAUCUUGGAACUGGAGCGGUCACCUACCCCAGAGGUGAGCAAGGAGGUCAUCCUGGGCCUGCGUAAGGAAGCGCCCAAGAAAAAGAAGGAGAAAGAGGGCAUGCGGAGACCUGAAGGCAUGCACAGGGAACUUUAUGCUCUCCUCUACUCUGACUCAAACAAAGAUCUGCCCCCUCUGCUGCCAUCAGACAGUGGUCAAGGAUAUAAGAGCGUGAAGGCCAAACUUGGAAUGAAACGAGUCCGACCCUGGAAAUGGAUGCCAUUUACCAAUCUUGCUCGCAAAGAUAAUGCUGUCCUGUACCACUGGCGGCGAGUGUGUGACGAGGGCAAGGAAUACCCAUUUGCUAUGUUCAACAAGAAAGUGGAGUUGUUAUCAUAUUCAGAUGCAGAGUACAGUGAACACCUGCUGUGUGAUGGCUGGACUAGGAUAGAAACAGACACUCUUUUCGAACUGUGUCAUAGAUUUGACCUGCGCUGGCCUGUCAUUCACGACCGCUGGCCAUCACACCUCACCACGCGUAAAAUGGAAGAUCUGAAGGAAAGAUACUAUAGUGUCACCAACAUACUGAAAAAGGUAAAUAACUUGACUGGACCAGAAGGAAAAAUUGUCAACUACGACGCAGACCACGAGCGACGACGCAAACAACAGCUCCUUAAACUCUGGGACAGAACACCAAAACAGAUCGAGGAGGAACAACAGCUGCUGUGUGAGCUGCGUAAAAUUGAGGCUCGUAAGAAGGAGAGAGAGAAGAAGACUCAGGACCUGCAGAAGCUGAUCAGUGCUGAUGCUGAUGCUCGCAAGAUUCCCAAAACUACCAAGAAGAAGAUACAGCAGACGAAGAUUGCCAAGUUGGACGCACAGCCUCCAAGCCUGGAGAGUUGCACGGGCAUCAAGUUCCCUGAUGUGAAGUCUUCUGGAGUCAGCUUAAGGUCACAACGUAUGAAACUUCCUGCCAGUGUUGGACAGAAGAAAGUUAAAGCCAUCGAACAGCUUUUGACUGAACUGAACUUAGAGACAAAUCCAAUGGCAGUAGAGGAAGUUUGCCAACACUUCAAUGACCUGCGCUCCGACCUGGUGCUUAUGUAUGACCUCCGGACCAUCCUGAUCAACUAUGUAUUUGACCUUCAAACUCUCAAGCAUCAGUGUCAGAGUGUCAUGCCAGACAAGGUUUUGGAGAUCCCCGAGUCACUGACCAUCAACCCAGGGGAAGAAUCACCAAGUCGUCCUCGGGCCAUUUCCGAAAUGAUUGAUGCUGUUGCAACACCAACCACACCUAAUAGGAAGCGGAAAGCAGCGCUGGAACAGAGCAACGUUCUCAAGAAGAUAAAAGCGAGAACUUAGUACUAGUGUUAUUGAUAAAUAAAUUUCGUUGACAUCAUAGAGGCUAGGAAGAGUGUUGUUGCGGAGUCAAGAAGGGCCAUGAAGUGUGAGGCAGGCAGUACAAGGUACACUACACUUGUUUUAUUAUGUUAUUACUACAGUAUUUACCAUUAUUAUUACUGCCUCCAAUGAUUGAUGGUCAAGACCCCUACCAUUCUUGCACUUGGGGGGUAGAAUCAUGUGGUGAGGCAUAUGAAGUUGAAGGGUAAGGCUCCUCCAUCACAAAAACGGGGAUGGGAGGCUCGCAUGCGUGAGCGAGCGAAGAUAAAUGCCUACUUGGCAACAUUAUCUAGAUAGGCCCAUGUGGCGAUUCAAACAGUACCGUGAAUAUAAAUUUUUUCAUAUGACGGGAAAUGAAGCUUGGAGGUUUAAAUAAAUAGCAUACAAUAUUUAUAAGAAAUGGUACAGUACUGCAAUGUGUUUUGGAAUCAAAUUCAAGUGAGUCUUGUGUAGAUUUAGCAAAGAUUUUAAGGUAGGGGUUUAAGUAAUGUUUAUAUACAGUAUUAUAAAAAAAUAUAGUAACUUACAUCCAACAAUAAAAAUGUCAAAAGGAUUAUGUAUGAAAAAAAAAAGCCAAGUCUGAGGAGUUCUAUUUUAUAUACAGGAAUUACAACUUGUUGUUUGACUAGACAUAACAAGUUUGGGAACGGCAGGAAAUUUUUUUACAUUAGUGGCAGAUUACUGAAAAUUUGAGAGCGAACUCUGAUUGUGAUAAGACUUCACUUGGAUUUUAUAUCUACAAGUGUAAAUUCUGAACCCAAGUACAGUAAUUGAAUAUUAUUAUAGUUAUCAAAUAACCUUUGUACAAUUUAGUUUGAAUAUUUUGUAUUUAUAUACAUGCUCUGUGAUCAUGAAACAAUAAAUGCAUCAUGAAAAGCUACAACUUGGACUGGAAUUUUAUUAAAUAAAACUGGUUUUAUUACACUUAAAAAUUGAAACUAAAUUGACUAAGUAAUAAUAAUAAUAAUAAUUUGUGACAAGUAUUUGAUGAUUAAUUUAUUUUCAAAUUUGUUUCUUCAUAAGGCUGCCACACACACAACUGACCUGACAUACCAAUAAACAUUUAAUAACUGCAAGUACAUGACCUAACAUAAAAUUUGAACAGGUUUCACAUAUUGCAACUUCCUUCAUGGAUAAGCAGUAUUUAAAAUCUUUUGCAAUACAAGAAAUGGUAUCACUGAAUUUCUCUUGCAUUAAUAACCUUAUUUGUCAUAAAUAUAUCUUUGAUCAGUAUACAGUAGAACUUCAUACAUUAUUUAUCUCGAAGUCACAGAGAAUUGACAUUUUGGGGGGGAAAGACUAAAGCAACCAAGUGCUAUUUUAAAGCUAUGCUGCCUGCACUUUGUUGUGUAACAGUUAUCAGCUAGUUUCAAGUGUUUUAAUGCUUGUACUAUUAUUUUAUGAACUUGUACUUCAUUAAAAAGACCCAAUUUCAAUAGAGUACUGUAUUUAAAAAUCAGAUAAGUUUAUGAAAAAAAAUUUCAUUAUUCACAUCUCUAUACAAAAGUACAUUAAGUUUUAACCCUUUCAGUGCAAAUCCAGAGUGAAAAAAACUGAAAAUCUCAAAAUAUUUUACCUUCCAAAGUUUUGUCUUACAAUGUAAAAAUAAAUUUUAUGCAUUUGUGUAGACACACAAAUACACAUGUA